UAUUGUUGUCACCAGCUGUUCUCCUCUCCCAUGGCUUCCCCGCGUCCCAACCCUCGCCGCCCAAAUGCAUACCUAUAUAUAUACUCCUCGCGCCGCCGAGCUCGAGCACUCUCACUCUGCAAGCGCGACGCGUUCUCACUCGCUCGGACAAGCUCCUCCAUCUCUCGAUCGCUCACGAGCAGCAAUGGACAUGGCCGGCCACGAGGUGAACUCCAGCUCGUCGUCGUCGGGGGCGGAGUCGUCGUCGUCCUCGUCGGGGCGGCAGCAGUACAAGAAGCGGCCCGCGGGGCGCACCAAGUUCAGGGAGACGCGGCACCCGGUGUACCGCGGCGUGCGGCGCCGCGGCGGGGCGGGGCGGUGGGUGUGCGAGGUGCGCGUCCCGGGGAAGCGCGGCGCGCGCCUGUGGCUCGGCACGUACGUCACCGCCGAGGCCGCGGCGCGCGCGCACGACGCCGCCAUGAUCGCGCUCCGCGGCGGCGCCGGCGGAGGCGGCGCGGCGUGCCUCAACUUCCAGGACUCCGCGUGGCUGCUCGCCGUCCCGCCCGCCGCGCCGUCCGACCUGGCCGGCGUCCGCCGCGCGGCCACCGAGGCCGUCGCGGGCUUCCUCCAGCGCAACAAGACCACGAACGGCGCCUCCGUCGCGGAGGCCAUGGACGAGGCCACCUCCGGCGUGUCCGCGCCGCCGCCGCUGGCCAACAAUGCCGGCUCGUCGGAGACGCCCGGACCUUCAUCGAUCGACGGAACGGCUGACACGGCGGCGGGGGCGGCGCUGGACAUGUUCGAGCUCGACUUCUUCGGCGAAAUGGACUACGACACGUACUACGCGAGCCUGGCCGAGGGGCUUCUCAUGGAGCCGCCGCCGGCGGCGACCGCACUCUGGGACAACGGCGACGAAGGCGCUGACAUCGCGCUCUGGAGCUACUGAGCUCUGACACUGUCUCCAGUUUACUGUACUCUGUUUUUGACUCUGUAACGAAUUGGUACUUUUGGUAGCAUGUUGAAUUGUUGAUUAGUUAAACACUUUCAGAGCUCAGUUUUCACUAACGAUAUGGCCACAUGACCCUUGUUGUU
Molecule: messenger RNA, 1071 nt
Organism: Oryza sativa Japonica Group (Japanese rice)
Lineage: Eukaryota; Viridiplantae; Streptophyta; Magnoliopsida; Poales; Poaceae
Source: RefSeq, a predicted model, not a curated record